Silurus meridionalis is the source of this 3738-nucleotide messenger RNA. It is a transcript of the gene sh3rf2, whose product is annotated as SH3 domain containing ring finger 2. The transcript has 10 exons. The record is from RefSeq and is a predicted model, not a curated record. The coding region runs from base 150 to 2120 and encodes 656 amino acids. NCBI's taxonomy places the organism in Eukaryota, Metazoa, Chordata, Actinopteri, Siluriformes, Siluridae. Gene Ontology annotation, biological process: protein ubiquitination; positive regulation of JNK cascade; positive regulation of proteasomal ubiquitin-dependent protein catabolic process. Gene Ontology annotation, molecular function: protein binding; ubiquitin protein ligase activity.
UAUCAGUGACAGUGAACAGUGCAGUGCCCUGCAGUUAGAAUGAACCCUGUGCAGUGAAAGUUGAGCCGUGUGCAUUCCACCUCCUCUCUUCGGGAAAUCGUUUUGUCUGUUCGGAGCUGCUAUGUUUCUAAUAUUCUUUGUUGGACUAUAUGGAAAUUAAGGUGCUGGCUAAAGCCUUGUACGACUAUCAGAGCAAUGGACCCGGAGAGCUCACCAUGAAAUCCGGCGACAUGGUCGGCCUGCGCUGGAGAGUGGAUGACAAUUGGUAUUAUGGUGACAUUAAAGGGAACAGUGGUUUCGUACCCAGCAUUAUGGUGCAGGUCCUGGGCGAUCAAACGCAGCCUGCGCCUUUGUGCCGCGCCCUGUACGACUUCGACCUGAACAGGCUGGAUCCAGAUGACAGGAAGGAGUGUCUGGCCUUCAUGAAGGGAGACGUCAUCACCUUGUUAAAGCGAGUGGAUGAGAACUGGGCUGAAGGGAAGUUGGGUGACAAGGUCGGAAUCUUCCCCUUACAGUUUACAGAGUUAAACCCGACCGCCUUCAGACUCCUGGCGAACGCGAAGGCGAGCGAUUUGGCAGAAUUUCGUGUGCAGAACGCAAGAGGGAGCAGCAGGAGGGUGAGCCUAGACGGCAACCACAGACGUCUCCCCAGGACGCAGCCGAGCACAGCCAGGCCUCCCGAUGUCAGCGUCCUUAACACUCUGAAUCACGGUCACAUCCAGACCUCAGCAGCUCCUAGUGCUCCUCUCAAGCAGGGCCGGCCCACCGCCGUCUCCAAACAGAGGUCCGGAAGCACUCGGAGAAGCCUAUCUAAGGGUGAAAGAAAGAUGAACGGUGAAGCUCCUCCAACCAUCACCAUGGCUCUCAUCAACCCACAGGCUCCUCCACCGCAAGCAGAGAGCAAACAGCCCCCCAUUCAGCAACUUUCCAUCAGUGUGUGCGCUGCCCUAUACUCAUACACACCCCAUCGAGCUGAGGAGCUGGAGCUGAGCAAAGGCGAAAUGGUAGGGGUUUACGGGAAGUUUAAAGAGGGCUGGUUACGUGGUCUGUCUCUCAGAACCGGUAAAGUGGGCAUCCUGCCUGCCAACUACGUUACACCUGUGCUUCGAACCUCUGCAAUGUUUCUCGAACAGCCUAAGUUUCCUGUUCCCAAUGCAACCAUAGCACCAGCAAAGAGACAUACAGCCCAUAAUCCCCAACCUUUACAGGAAAAAGUAAAGGUUGAAGUCACUGCCCCAGUCAGUGCCAUGCCCCCACAGGGAGCUGUACCAUCUGGCAGUGCUGCAAAAUCUUCUCAGGCAGGAGGAAAGCAAGGCUGGGACUCGGUCAGACGAGCCUUCCAGACUUCACACAGAGGUCCACACUGGCAUAACAGCUACCAUCCCCCAAAUCCAGGUUCAACCCUUCAUCCUCCACCUCAGGAUUUGGGACAGAUCUAUGGCUUUGGCCGCUCUCCUGUCCUUCCCAGGAAGCGAAAUGGCUUGUUUACAAAUCCAAUCAGGUCACAGCAAUGGACUUAUGACGGAACAGCUCCCUCUGCUGGUGCAUACCAGACAAUGGAUCCCAGAUAUCUUGCUCCGAAGGAGACUUCCAUGGUUCCUCAGUCUAUUCUGAUCAAACCAGAUACUCACCGGCACGGAAACACGGAAAAGCCUAUGAAAUCAGUGAGGUUCUUGACUGAAGAUGUUCCUCAACCCACAACACGUUUGUCAUCCGUGUCAUCCGGUGCUCAGGUCAUGGGUAACUCUCAGUCCGGGCCUGCUGCUCUGGAGCACUGGAACCCAUCAGCCAUCAUAGGUCGGGAUGGAAGUACCUCAGUCCUUAAAGACACAAAGACAAUCAUGCAAAGAAAAGGUCCUGGUCAGAAUAACUUUACUUGGGAUUGCCUGCCUUUAAGUACUAAACUGUACACAGUCAACAGCCAGUCAAGUCCCAUCAGACACAAGGUGAAGAUGGGAUAUAACGCAAAGACUGACGCGGAGCUGAACCUGCUGGAGGGAGAAAUGGUUCUGGUCCAAAAGCCUCGGCCAGACGGGAGGGUUUUGGUAAAACAGGAGCUUACUGGCGUGACUGGUCUCUUCCAAAGCAGUAUUCUGGACAUUUUGGACAAAGUUGCCUGAGUGUGGUGUGUUUUUUUUUUUUUUUUUUUUUUCUUCUUGUAUGUUCACAAUGUGCUAUCAAGAACCCCUCAGAACACCCCCAGUGUUGGUUAUGGAACCACGUAGAACAAGUCACCUGUGUAAAAACAAAGCAAUAUACUCUUUAUCUAUUAGAGUGUGUUUCAGUAUAUGGCAUGCCUCAUUAGCCAUAAACACACACCACAGAUCCUCCUCAAUCUAGCUUUUGUGUUAUUUAUCACUUCUGGGACAUCCUACUGCCCUUAUAAAAGUCACACACACACACAUUGGGAUAAAGAUUAUUUUUUUCAUCCUUUGUUAUGGAUAAGGGCUACUAUUUUAGACUCUUGUCCUGAAGGGCCAGAAAACAGCAGAGUGCAAUUUUCUUACACCUGAAAGAACUCAAGUUCAGCCAGUUAAUUACUAAGGCAUGAAUUGGGUGUUUGUUAAAAGGAAAAUGUACAUCUCUAUAAGGUUAUGGUUAUAAAAGGCUUUAGUUAGACACUGCCGAGCUUUCUCUCAGAUCACAUAUUUGAACCUACAGUAUAUUUAAAUGAUAUACUGUGUACUAGUCUGUAAGACUUGUUCUGGGUUGUACAUGUAAGUUUUGCACUUAUUAAAAAAUGCAAUAUGUGAUUUUAAAAGGAGUUGUGCUCAUACAAUUGCUGUCUGUCAUUUGUGGUUGUGUGUGGAAGCCAUUUUGAUUCUAUCCAAUGUCUAUUACAAGCCCUUUUUCUGAUUUAUGGUGCUUGAUUUGGACAUGUGCAGAAAUAAUGGUCAAUGCACAUAUAAUUUAUUAACAUUCAUUUAUUUGUAUUUCUCAGUGUAAAUACACUAUAAUACUUAUUUACACUACACUGUUAAUAAUCUUAUCAGUUCAAAUUGUGUUUGAGGAUGGUGGGUUAAUAUUGUGGGUGGGGUGGAGGGGACAUCCAGUGUUUAUUUAUUUUUUAAUUUUUUCUGCAUACGGUUUGCUUUUUAAUUUUUGCAGCAAAUGUAUUUCUGGUCAUCUCUAACACAUAUGAAACUCCUCAAUCCCAUUGCCAUUUGUCCCAUUGGUUCAUAGACAUUUUUAGACUCUUGUUUUUAAUUUUAUUUCUUAAGAUUUCUUAAGAACUCCAAAACUCUCAGAAGCUGUUGACAAAUCCAGAGUUGCACACACUAAUACACUUCCUAUGAUCUGUAUGGAAAACAGACAAAUCUGGCAACACAGAGUUCUAUAUAACCACGCACUUUACAUUCCAAUGGUAUGGCUUUGAUAGUAAGUACAUGCCAAAAGGAAUUUUUAUUUAAUUUAAUUUUUAUUUUUUUUUAAAUAAACCAGGCAAAUGGCAGCCCUUAAUAUCUUACUUUAUACCAAGACUGGAGUACAUAGUGUGUGUGUGUGUGUGUGUGUGUGUGUGUGUGUGUGUGUGUGUGUGUGUGUAGAAUUUAUAUGAUUUGCCAUAGCUCUGGAUGAUUUAUUUUCCCAGUCAGAACACUAGAUUAUGUUCUUUAAGUGCAGAAAAUGUAGGAUACUUUUGCAAAUAUAACUCUGUAAAAUUGUGUAUCACGCACGGUUGAAUUGACAGCAAACCCUAGUUUAUUUUUGUAGUACAGAAAUAAAGAAUCUAUGAUCAAA